AGCGUUUUUUCGAUCAUAAGAACAUAGUAAAUCCCUUAAAUGUGAAGUGAGUCCAAGACAAAACUCAGAGGUGGCCAUGCCUUUGUGGACAAUUCACCUAGAAGGUGGUCCAAGGCGUGUCAAUCAUGCAGCGGUUGCCAUUGGUGACAGGAUUUAUUCCUUUGGUGGAUACUGUACAGGAGAAGAUUAUGAUGUUACUCGUCCUAUGGAUGUUCACAUCUUAGAUACAUUAUCACUAAGGUGGAAGUUACUACCAACUCCGGAUGUAUCUAGUGAUACACCGGUACCUUAUCAAAGAUAUGGACAUACAGCUGUUACCGUGGGAGACUGUGCCUAUAUCUGGGGUGGUAGGAAUGAUAAAGAUGGUGCUUGUAAUAUUUUAUUUUGUUUUGAUAGUAGUAAUUUAAGCUGGUCUAAACCUACUGUAUAUGGUAGAAUACCAGGUGCUAGAGAUGGUCAUUCUUCCUGUUUAAUUAAUAAUAAGAUGUAUAUAUUUGGUGGAUUUGAAGAGGAGAUUGAUCGAUUCAACAACGAAAUUCAUUUAUUUGAUUUUGAAAAUAUGUCAUGGAGCUAUGUUAAAACUUGCGGACAGCCGUCAAGAUGGCGUGAUUUCCAUACAGCAGUGGGUAUAGAUAAUAUAAUGUAUAUAUUUGGAGGAAGGAGUGAUGAAGGUGGUGAUAUCUUUACUAAUCAUGAAAUAUAUUGUAAUAAAAUACAGACUUUUAAUACUAUCACAAAUACCUGGAGUCAACUACCAGUAACACAUGGUGCUAUACCUUCUGGACGCAGAAGUCACUCUGCUUUUACAUAUCAAGGAUUAAUGUAUAUAUUUGGUGGUUAUAAUGGUAUUUAUGAUCAACAUUAUAAUGAUGUUUAUGCCUUAGAUCCGGUGAAAAUGGAGUGGAUGGAAGUUAAAGUAAAAGGUGAUCAACCCUGUCCUAGAAGAAGACAAUGUUGUUGUAUUAUUGGAUCUCAAGUCUUCUUGUUUGGUGGCACCAGUCCAAAAGAUCAACACACUCAAAGAACAGAGAAUGAUUUAUUAGAUCAUUCAGAUUUAUAUGCAUUAGAUUUCUCUCCUUCCUUAAAAAUUUUAUGUCAAUUAGCUGUAUUAAAAUAUAAGUUAGAAACCAAGUGUCUUCCUGCAGAUUUGAGGUGGGAUUUAACAGCCAUGACAACCAAUAACACUAUUAGCAGAUCAUGUAAUACCAAUGGCUGA
Lottia gigantea (owl limpet) is the source of this 1216-nucleotide messenger RNA. RefSeq lists its product as hypothetical. The transcript is spliced from 11 exons. The record is from RefSeq and is a predicted model, not a curated record. NCBI's taxonomy places the organism in Eukaryota, Metazoa, Mollusca, Gastropoda, Lottiidae. Gene Ontology annotation, cellular component: cytoplasm. Bases 77 to 1216 code for a protein of 379 amino acids. Gene Ontology annotation, molecular function: chromatin binding; protein binding.